Hydra vulgaris (swiftwater hydra) is the source of this 1146-nucleotide messenger RNA. RefSeq lists its product as uncharacterized. The record is from RefSeq and is a predicted model, not a curated record. Lineage: Eukaryota; Metazoa; Cnidaria; Hydrozoa; Anthoathecata; Hydridae.
AAAAAUUAAAAGAGAAUGCCAUGUACUGAAACAAUUACAAGUAGUUACCAUUAUGUUAGACUUGUAACUGGAGUUCUCUUUUUCAUAAGUAUUUUUAUGAUCCUUUGUGUUUGUUACGCAAACCUGUUGCAGCAAUGUAAAAGACGAAAGCGAUAUUUUAUCAAGAAUGAUUACCUAAAAAAAUACAAGGUUUUUGCUGGGAUCUUAUCACCUUUGAUCAGAAACAAUCUUGGCUGGACAAAAAAUUUAGAAGUAAUUAAAAACAAAAAUGUAGAUGAUUUUCAACUCAGACAAAAUGUUAAGUUUGUAAAUGCAAGACUCGAUAAAAAGAAAUUUAAUUGUUCUUGGCCUUCUAAUAUUGAUUUGCUGAAUUCUAGAGAUGUUAAAUUUUUAAAAAGAUGUUCCAGCACCCAACACAUUCAUUUUAAAAAAGUUGAAAAAAGUCCAUCAAUGAGCACUUACAGUAGCUUGCCUAAUGUUUGUCAAGACAACCCAAGUGAACUGAAGUCAGGCGAUUGCCAAACUCAAAGUGAGCUUAUAAUUAGAAAUCCAAAUGUAAGCUGUAGUAAUAGAAGUGGUAUUCCCUCUCUUCAAGUAAACGGGGAAGAGCUUUUUUACGAUGAAACUUUAGAUGAAGUAGACGAGGGACAAAUGCAAUGCAUAAUGCAAUAUCAAAAGAGCAGGUCACUAAUUGUAAUAAAAUCAAUGUCCGUUCAAACGAUUAUCCCUCAGUAUAUCCCUGCCUUCUAUAUCGAAAUAUCAGUGAUACCUAGUCAUGAAAAUCAAGUGUGGUGUUCAAGAGUGUACCCGUCAAAAGAUGGAAUCAUUGAUAUAACGAUAAAUGAAAUGUUUGAAAUACAAGCUAAUGAUGAAGACAUAAAACAAAGAUCGCUCAUCAUAUCCGUUAAUCCUAUUAUAGGCAAUUUUAAACUUUAUGCAGAAACAGAUCUUGCCUAUUUAGACACUCCUAACGCACAAGAAAUUUAUUUGGGUGGUUUUUUAAAAGGUGUUUACACACUGUCGUGUUGAAUUUUUAAAAGCAUCAAUAACUUUUGUGAUUGGUUGAAACGCUUUGACAUCUUUUUCAACGGUUUAAAGUUUCUAACCGUGCUUUUGGAAAAAUCAAAAUUUUUUUCCACGUUUAAA